ACUUCUCAGUACGCGGAGAGCGGCUCGGCCGCGCGCACGCCGGGUAUCCAGGCCGAGCCGGGAACGCCGAGAGCAUGGCGGUCGCGGGCGCCAAGAGGCGCGCGGUUGCGACCCCGGCGGCGGCGGCGGCGGAGGAGGAGCGGCAGGCGCGGGAGAAGAUGUUGGAGGCGCGGCGCGGGGACGGCGCGGACCCCGAGGGCGAAGGCGUGACCCUGCAGCGCAAUAUCACGUUGCUCAACGGUGUGGCCAUCAUCGUGGGCACCAUCAUCGGCUCUGGCAUCUUCGUGACGCCCACCGGCGUGCUCAAGGAAGCGGGGUCACCCGGACUGUCGCUCGUGGUGUGGGCUGUGUGCGGCGUCUUCUCCAUCGUGGGCGCACUCUGCUACGCGGAGCUGGGCACCACCAUCUCCAAGUCGGGCGGCGACUACGCCUACAUGCUGGAGGUCUACGGCUCGUUGCCCGCCUUCCUCAAGCUCUGGAUCGAGCUGCUCAUCAUUCGGCCUUCCUCGCAGUACAUCGUGGCGCUGGUCUUCGCCACCUACUUGCUCAAGCCGGUCUUCCCCACUUGUCCGGUGCCGGAGGAAGCUGCCAAGCUCGUGGCCUGCCUCUGCGUGCUGCUCCUCACAGCUGUGAACUGCUACAGCGUGAAGGCUGCGACCCGUGUGCAGGACGCCUUCGCGGCUGCCAAGCUGCUGGCCCUGGCCCUCAUCAUUUUGCUCGGCUUCAUCCAGAUGGGGAAGGACAUGGGACAAGGUGAUGCGUCCAACCUGCAGCAGAAGUUGUCCUUUGAAGGCACCAAUCUGGACGUGGGGAACAUUGUGUUGGCGUUGUACAGCGGCCUCUUCGCCUACGGAGGAUGGAACUAUCUGAAUUUUGUCACAGAGGAGAUGAUCAACCCCUACAGGAACCUGCCUCUGGCCAUCAUCAUCUCCUUGCCCAUUGUCACACUGGUCUAUGUGCUGACGAACCUGGCCUACUUCACUACCCUCUCUACCAACCAGAUGCUGACAUCUGAAGCUGUGGCUGUGGACUUCGGGAACUACCACUUGGGUGUCAUGUCCUGGAUCAUUCCUGUCUUUGUGGGCUUGUCUUGCUUCGGCUCUGUCAAUGGGUCUCUGUUCACGUCCUCAAGACUGUUCUUCGUGGGAUCCAGGGAGGGCCACCUGCCUUCUGUCCUCUCCAUGAUCCACCCACAGCUGCUGACACCUGUGCCAUCACUGGUGUUCACGUGUAUCAUGACGCUGAUGUACGCCUUCUCCAGAGACAUCUUCUCCAUCAUCAACUUCUUCAGCUUCUUCAACUGGCUGUGUGUGGCCUUGGCCAUCAUCGGUAUGAUGUGGCUCCGCUUCAAGAAGCCUGAGCUGGAGCGUCCCAUCAAGGUGAAUCUGGCCCUCCCGGUGUUCUUUAUCCUGGCCUGCCUCUUCCUCAUUGCCGUGUCAUUCUGGAAGACACCCAUGGAGUGUGGCAUUGGCUUUGCCAUCAUCCUCAGUGGGCUGCCCGUCUACUUCUUUGGUGUCUGGUGGAAGAACAAGCCCAAGUGGAUUCUGCAGGCCAUCUUCUCUGUGACGGUGCUCUGCCAGAAGCUGAUGCAGGUGGUACCUCAGGAGACUUAGUCACGUGUCCUGGGUGCCGCCGCACGGAGAGAGCACUGUGCCUGCUCCAGACAACUCUCCUUCGGAAGAUGGGUGGCCAGGCCUGUCAGCCCCACAGCUCCAGUGAGCACCACCAGCCGCCUAACACAAUCCACUGUCCCUCAAACAUCAGGUGUCCACAGUGGCUGUGAAAGAAAACUGGUACGAUUUGGUCCCAGAAGGUGACCGUCCAUGGUCCAUGCAGACACAGCACCCAGUGUGAGGUGUGCUGGGACCUGAGGCCUGGACUUUCUGACUUUCUGGGGACUGCCACAUCCAGGCUUUCUCCCCUGUGAUUUUUGUUUUUUGGUUUUUGUAGCGUGCAUUUGGGUCAAGUUUACACUAGCGAGAUGAUUAUUUUUUAACAAAACAGGGUAGCAAGGAGCAGGAGAUGCCGUGGCCACACGGUCCGGCCCUGUGGGAACUGCUGGCCACAGCUCUUUUCCAAAGGCUGUCGUUCAGUAGCACAGAGUGCCUCAAGGGGACCGCAUCACUGUCACCAGGUCAGAAGAACUACUGAGACUCGCACAUCACCUGUUCCACUGUGGACUUGGACUGACAGAUGGACGACACAUAUGCUAGCUUGGACUUUAGUUUUCUGGGACCCUAGAGAUGGAACCCCAACCUUUCUCAUGAGACAGAGCUCUACUGUGUGGGUCACUUGUUAGGUUGAAAAUGUAGAGCUCAGCUCUCGCAGCCCUGAAGUCCUGGCUCCAUAUGAAAGAUCUCUGCAGCCAUGACCCUAACAGCACCUAGCUGUUGGCUGCAGGGCCGUGUGCUCUGUGCACACAAUGCAGCAGUGCCCUGGCUCUCACACGCACAGCAUUCCCCGCCCUGCCCCACCUCUCCUAGAACCAGACCAGCACCAUGGCUCUCCUACCUCCCCCACGCACCUGGUCUACCCCCAUUGUUCUUGAGACAGCUAGCAGCAUUCUAUCAAAGUCACUACCGCUCCCUCCAACCCCACCCUUAGCCAUUGUUUAGAAAAAUAGGCACCAAGCACCCCUCUGCUCUCUGCCACCAGUGUGGUGUGACCACUCCAGCUCCCUGGCUACAUGUGUGGGACCAUCCUGCAGCCUUCCCGUUGUGCUCUGGGUGAGACAGUUGGGUCCAGCCAGCGCAUCACUGAAGGAGCUGAUCUGCUGGAAGGACUUCAGGAUAUGCGUCCCCUGCUGGCCUCUGCCAUUGCCUCAGACCAUGGCCUCCCUGAAGGGGUGUCUACUGGAAUGGCUACUAUGCAGUUCUUACACAGUGGUGGCUUACCACUGGCCACCCUGACCUCUCCUCUGUGCUUCUGGGCUUCCCUUUCAUUGGGGUGAGGAAGCAGAGGUCAAGGUCAGAGUGCCUCUUGAAGGUUCUCCCAGAUAUGGGAACUGGGGCCUCUUCCCUGGAAAUGAGGGCAGGGACCCAGUUCCAUCCUGGGGUGUGUCCCCAGAUACAGCCUGGGUUCAAAGGGUAGGGAUUCAUGGUGCUGACCCAGGCUCUCUGAGAAGGCCCUGUCAUUCCUGUUUGUGAUGUCCUGAGGAUCUCCAUCUGUAGGUUUUUGUUUUCAAAUCAAGCUCCGACCACCGCCAUUUUGCUCAGUGCUUUCUAUUUUGGUUUUAUCCUAACAUGUCACUGCCCUGAAGGACACCCCUGCCUGGCCCCUUUCAAUGGUCAGUGUCUGACCCACCACACUGGGUCCAUCUGCUGUGCCACCUGAGAUAGUGCUGUGGUUGUAAUGUCUUUUACUAUUGUAUUAAUGGCUAGCCUGUUACAUUAGACUUGGGGGGGGGGUACAGGGGUCUGCUGUUUUGUGAGGCUUUUUGUUUUCUGGGGGGUUGGUUUUGUUUUUUUAAAAAGCUAUUGGAAUUCUAA
Molecule: messenger RNA, 3488 nt
Organism: Mus caroli (Ryukyu mouse)
Lineage: Eukaryota; Metazoa; Chordata; Mammalia; Rodentia; Muridae
Gene: Slc7a5
Product: solute carrier family 7 member 5
Biological process (GO): amino acid transmembrane transport; neutral amino acid transport
Cellular component (GO): membrane
Molecular function (GO): neutral L-amino acid transmembrane transporter activity; L-amino acid transmembrane transporter activity
Source: RefSeq, a predicted model, not a curated record